AUGGCAAGAUAAAAUAAUAAUAAGAGCAAUUAAUUAAAAAAAUUAAAGUUAAUCUAAUCUAACCUUUCUUGCUCUUAAAAUAAACUCAGUCUAUUUUUAGAUUAUUAUGAAAUAAGUGAAGAUAUUGCUAUAAUCUUAGGUUAAGUUUUGCAAUAUAACGAAAAAAUUUCAAAAUUAGAAAUGUCUUUUAGGUCUAGCUAUAUCGGUCAUCUACCAUUUAAUAAAUUAAUUUCUAGUUUAGCGAAUUUCACAAAUCUUAAAUCGAUGACAUUAGAUCUUUACAACAACUAAAUUUUAGCAGAAGGGGCAUAUUAAUUAAGUUUAGUGAUAGAAAAUUUCAAAAUUAUUGAAACUCUCAAUAUUGACUUAAGAAGAAAUAAUAUUGGUGAUAGUGGUCUUUUUAAAUUAGCUUCUUCUCUUUAAAAUUGCAAAAAUUUAUCAACAUUGAUUUUUGGACUAAAAUCAAAUAACAUUUAAGGAAAAAGUAUCAUUAAGUCUUUCUCUGCUUUAGCUUAGAUUGCUACAUUAAAAACUUUAACUCUUGAUUUAAGCAAAAAUAACAUAAAUGCAAGUUGUGCUAUUGACAUUUGUUCUGAGUUAGUUAAAAAUAAAACUGUUUAAAAUUUGGAAAUUGAUUUUUCGGAAAAUUGUAUUGGUAAUUUGGGAUUAUUUGGCAUGAGUUAGCAUUUAUUAAAUUCUACAUAAAUUCAAUCUUUAGUUCUUAAAUUAAGCAAUAUUAAAAUAACCGAUGAAGGUCUGUAAUGUUUAGCAAAUCCUUUAUUUUAAGGAAAAAAUAAUCGAAAGUUAGCUCUUGAUAUUUAAAAAAACUAAGUGAGUUAGUAAAGUGUUUCGGAUUUGAUUUCUUGUAUUGGAAAAACAUAAAUUGAGGAUUUUAAAUUUAAUUUUGAUGAAAUGUAGAGAAAAUUAGAUUAAUCUUGCUUAGGAUUUGAUAAAUCUUAAUUUGCAAACCUAAUCAGCUUGGAUAUCCGCUUUGGAAAUCUAAUUUUCUAGGUUUAAAUGGUAAAUUAUAAACAAAAAAAUGGAAGCAUUGUAUCAUGA
This is a messenger RNA of Tetrahymena thermophila SB210, 1059 nucleotides long. Its product is annotated as kinase domain protein. NCBI's taxonomy places the organism in Eukaryota, Ciliophora, Oligohymenophorea, Hymenostomatida, Tetrahymenidae. The record is from RefSeq and is a predicted model, not a curated record. Gene Ontology annotation, biological process: activation of GTPase activity; nucleocytoplasmic transport. The transcript is spliced from 13 exons. Gene Ontology annotation, cellular component: cytosol; perinuclear region of cytoplasm; nucleus. Gene Ontology annotation, molecular function: GTPase activator activity; small GTPase binding.